AUGACGGAAUUUUUGUGGACCUUUGCAGUACAGGAAUUGUUGAAGAAGACGGUGAAGCUGGCCGCUGAGCAGAUCGGCCUGGCAUGGGGAUUCAAGAAGGAACUCUCAAAGCUGAAGGACUCUUUACUCAUGGCACAAGCCAUCCUAAGGGAUGUUAACAGAGUGAAGGCCGACCUUGACUCCCUUAAGCUAUGGGUGAAGAAGCUUGAAGAUAUCAUCUUUGAAGCCGAUAUUUUACUUGAUGACCUCGCUUAUGAAGAUGGUCGACGAAGGGCUGAAUCUGGAAAUGGUGUGAUGGUACGUAGUUUCUUUUCAUUCUCCAAAAAUCCCCUUGCUUUUCGUCUCAAAAUGGCAAAUAAAAUCACAAAUGUCGCUAAAAAGUUGGAUGAGCUAGUUUUUAUAAAAACUCCUCCGAGAUGUGUUGGAACAACAUCAAAUGAAGCUGAAAUUGAUCUUAACCAAGUUCGAGAGACGGACUCCUUUCUUGAUGAAAUUGGAAUUAUUGGGAGGGAAACUGAAGUAUCAUAUAUAGUAGAUAAGCUAGUUGUUUUACCCAUUGUUGGUACGGGUGGAUUAGGAAAAACAACUCUGGUGAAGGAGGUUUUCCAUCAUGAUAUGGUAAGGAAGAAUUUCGAUAUAUUUAUAUGGGUCUGUGUGUCUCAUCCUUUUAAAAUCAAUAAAAUUUUAAGAGCAAUCAGAGGAUCCUUGAAUCCUACAUUUGGUGGCUCAGAUGAAAGGGAAGUCAUUCUUCAAGAGCUCCAAAAGUUAUUGAGUGGCAAAAUGUAUUUUCUUGUGCUGGAUGAUGUUUGGAAUGAAGAAUCCAUUCUAUGGAAUGAGUUGCAGGCUUGUUUGCUAAAAAUCAAUCAAAAUAAGGGAAAUGCUAUAGUUGUGACUAACCGAAGUGAUAAAGUUGCAGAAAUUAUGGAGACAAAUGACAUACAUCAUUUGAGUCAGUUACCAGAUGAUCAUUGUUGGUCUUUAUUUCAAAAAUGUGCCUUUGGAAGUAAUUUACCAAUAAUUCCUGAUGUCAUUCGAGGACAGCUUGUUAAAAAAUUUGGUGGCAUACCAUUGGUUGUGAAAGUGUUGGGAGGAAUGGUGAAUUCGUGCAAGAAGGACGAGGGAUUGCAAUUGACUUUGGAAAACCUAGUGAGAAUUGCAUUACCAAAGGAAGAUCUUAUUUUAUCCACAAUCAAAUUAAGCAUCGACCGUCUGCCAUCUUCCUCAUUAAAACAAUGUUUUGCCUACUGUUCAAAUUUCCCACCCGACUUUUUCUUCCGUAAAAAAGAACUUGUUCUAAUGUGGAUAGCACAAGGGUUUAUUCAACUACCCAAUGGAAGCAAUGUAACGAUGGAAGAUAUUGGAGCGAGGUAUUUUGAUAUUUUGUUGUCUCACUCCUUGUUUCAAGAUAUUGUCAAGGACAAUAGAGGAAAGAUGAUAGGUUGUAAGAUGCAUGAUCAUAUACAUGAGGUCGCAUGUGCUAUUUCAAAUGAUCAAAGUUUGAGAAGGCACCUUAUAAUGGAUGGAAAAUCUGUAGGGGAUGAAGUUCUUUUGAUCUGUCAAAGAAGAAGAACAGUUUGUUGUUCUGAAAGUCUACCUUUUGAUAAUCAAGACACGAUCACCAACUUCAUCUACUUGCGGGUUUUAAUUAUUCGUUAUAGGCUCAUAACUGAAUUGUCAGAUACUAUCGCUCAAUUGAAGCAUUUGAAGUACCUUGACAUUUCAAAUUCUGGAAUAAGUGAGCUCCCAAAGUCUAUUGGUUUGCUUUACAAUUUGCAGAUUUUGAAACUUAGAUGGGAUAUAAAGCUUCCUACCACUUUUACAACAUUGGUCAACUUAAGGCAUUUAGAAUUUGAUUUUGAUUAUAAUAAUCAAAUUAAGGAAAUGUCUAAACAUUUAAGUCGAAUGACUCAACUUCAAACACUUCCUGAUUUCAUAAUCGGGUACGAUCAUGGACGUAAAAUUGAGGAGCUUGGACCUUUGAAAGACCUUAAAGGUAAAUUAAGCCUUUUUUUUCUUGAGCGAGUCAAAAGUAAACAGGAGGCUAUGGCUGCAAAUUUAGUAGAGAAGGAAAAUAUGUCUGAACUAAAUUUUGCAUGGAGUAUUGAAAGAGAAGAAUGUAAUGGCGGUGAUUUGAAUGUGUUGGAAGCGCUUCAACCACACAAAAAUCUUCGAUCAUUGAGUAUUUCUUACUUUGCAGGACAACUUCUACCCAAUGGUGUUUUUGUUGAAAACUUGGUUGAGAUACAGCUAUGGCGUUGCGAAAGAUGUGAAACUUUACCAAUGCUGGGACAGUUGUCCAAACUUAAGGUUCUUCAAAUGCAUAGUUUAAGUGGUGUAAAAAGUAUUGGAGAUGAAUUUUAUGGGAAUUAUUGCGAAAGUAGAACUUUAUUCCCUAAAUUGAAAAGACUUUAUGUGUGGAAAAUGGACAAUUUAGAGCAAUGGAAAGAAAUCGCCGCUCUAUCGAAUUGUACAACUUUUCCUCAUCUCGAAAACUUAACCAUUGGUGUUUGUCUCAAACUAACGAGUAUUCCAAAUAUUCUUGUAACUCAUAGCCAGAAAUUGGAAGUUGACACGGGUAAUGCAGGGUUGUAUUCAAACUUGCAAAGUCCUCCACAGCUUCAAUCUCUAUCCAUUAGUUGUUGUAAAUGUUUGAUAAAGCUACCAAAUUGGUUAGAGUUUUGUAGCUCACUUGAAGAUUUGUGGAUAGACAACUCUCGUGAUGAUAUUUCCCCUCCAAAUUUGCAAAAUAUGCAAAACUUGUCUUCAUUAGGACUCGAAAACUUUCAUAAUUUGCCAGAGGGGCUUGAUGGUAUUCAUAACUUGAAAAAGUUGGUAGUUAAAGGGCCAAUGGAGGGUUAUGAUUGGAGUCGAUUCAUACCCUCCAAUUCACUUGAAGUUCUUGAGUUGCAUGAAACAGGAACUAACAGUUUAACACAAAUUCCUCGACAACUUGAGCACCUCACUGCUUUAAGAUCGUUAAUUAUUGAGAGUUUUAAUGACGUUGAAUCUUUACCCGAAUGGUUGGGAAACAUUACAUCUUUGAAGACAUUGAAAUUAAGUCAGUGUAGAAAUUUGAAUAGCUUACCCUCGAAAGAAGCCAUGUCAAAUCUGACUAACUUGGCAGUAGUCAGAUGUUCUCAGCUUAAAAUGGAUGAAGGUGGUGUUGAACGGGAAAAGGUUUCUCAUGUACCCUAUGUGUGGGUAGAAUGA
This is a messenger RNA of Cucurbita moschata (crookneck pumpkin), 3210 nucleotides long. Its product is annotated as putative disease resistance protein RGA3. Lineage: Eukaryota; Viridiplantae; Streptophyta; Magnoliopsida; Cucurbitales; Cucurbitaceae. Gene Ontology annotation, molecular function: ADP binding. Bases 1 to 3210 code for a protein of 1069 amino acids. The transcript has a single exon. Gene Ontology annotation, biological process: defense response to other organism. The record is from RefSeq and is a predicted model, not a curated record.